AUGUCCUUCUUCAGCUUCGACAUCAUCGUGGCCGCCGCCAACUUCCUCUACAGCCUGGGCAUGCUCCUCGAGUUCGCCGCCUUCGUCUGGCUCCGCGUCAAGCAUCCCGGUCUGACGCGCCCGUACCGCGUCCCGGCCCGCCUGCCGGCCGCCGUCGUGCUCUGCCUCGUCCCCUCCGCGUUCCUCGUCUUCGUCAUGGCCAUCGCCGGGUGGAAGGUGUACGCCAUCAGCGCUGCGUUCACGGCGGCCUGUGCAGAUAGUUGUGUUGGCCUGUGCAGGUAG
Miscanthus lutarioriparius is the source of this 282-nucleotide messenger RNA. The record is from the annotation of a GenBank genome assembly. NCBI's taxonomy places the organism in Eukaryota, Viridiplantae, Streptophyta, Magnoliopsida, Poales, Poaceae.